AUGAGUGACGUCGGAUCUUCCAGUGCUAGUAAGAUCGGAAACUUACGGCGGGCCAGAGACAUCGAAAUUAGUGACCACAUCGACCUCUCUGGGAAACCCUGCAGGGUUCUUGAUUUCUACACGAAGAGAGGCCUUUGUCACCUUCGCGCCAUAAAUAUAUUAACUGGCUGCACCGUGCGAAGAAUUGUUCCCAUUUCCACAGAGUUUGUUGUAUGUCAUAAAACUGUGUGCAUGUAUCUCCCCUCUCUUAAUUUAUUCAUUCAUACAGAUUGUUUAUUCUCUCAGGUUCCAGAUGUGAGCCGUGAUACUUACCUGUUGACUGGUAUCUCCUACAAGGAUAAUUCUGUCACCCUUCUGCAUCAUAGCGGCGCCUACACUAGGAAUGAUAUAUUUCUUCCGGAGAACGAGAACCUCAGGACCAUGAUGGUUGAUGGAUUCAACGAUGAUAAGAGAGUUCUUGUGGGUGUCGUGACUUCACUGGGUCAGGAUGCCGUCUAUGCCGUCGAAGUCGAAGUCGACCAGACCGGUUCAGACACUAUGCUCAAGCUCGAUGAAGAUGUUUUGAACCAGACCAUAACAAAUGACAGUGAUGUUGUGGCCAAAAAUGUUGGCGUCAAAGAAUGCCCUAAUUGUCUUGGCUUGGGCACAAUUCCAGACAUUUUAUGA
Molecule: messenger RNA, 666 nt
Organism: Eruca vesicaria subsp. sativa (arugula)
Lineage: Eukaryota; Viridiplantae; Streptophyta; Magnoliopsida; Brassicales; Brassicaceae
Source: the annotation of a GenBank genome assembly